AUGAUUACGUGCAUUUGCGAUACGCGUGGAAACAGCUCGAUUCUGAGAUUGCCACUGUAUACGGGGUGCGUCAUGGAGAAGGAUUUAGAGUGCUGCGAAAUUCGGCGCGCCCGACCGGAUGAACUCGAUCGAGUUGCUGCUUUGCGUGCCUUGUACGGGCAGCAGUUGGGCGUAGGAACCAUGGACACGUUCUGGAAUUUGGACCCCGAAGGCAUCUUUGUGGCUGUCACGGACGACGGAAAAGUGUUAGGAAGCGUCGCCGUCCUGAGAAUGAGCGACAGCAUCUCCUACGUCACGAUGCACGCCGUGUACCCCGAACUACGAAAGAAGGGCCUGGGAAAGCGCCUCUGGCAAGCCGUAGAAGCCCACCUCGGUCCGGACCGCAACGCGUUUCUCAUCUGCGGCGGAUUCGAUGUGUGCAUGUACCACAACAGGUUCGGUUUCGACUACGUUUCUCCCGUUUCGAUCCACUACAUCCGACCGGGACCCGCCGACAUUUCGACAUUGAGGACCGAAGUACCAGGCGUCGACAUCGUGGACUCGGCUACGUCAACCCUGACAUCCAAGGUCAUCGACUAUGAUCAAGUGGUGUCUGGGUUCAGACGGGAGAGGCUGCUGGACCUCAUCCUGAAGGAACCCGGGAACGUCUUCAAGGUCGCAGUGCACGGACACUCUGUGGUAGGGUACGGCAUCGUGAGUACGGAUAUCAGUGGGAUGGCCCUCCUGAGGAUAGUGUACGCGGACGACGUGGGUAUUGCGGAGUGUCUUGUGCACUCUCUCCUCAAUGGGUUCGCGCCCUUUGUGGAGAAGGGGUUGACUGGCCUGCUUUUGGCGGAAGCUGGGGACGCGACCGGGCUGGACAUCAAGAUGUCUAUCGAGGGCAUCCCUUGCGUGAAGAUUCUGUACCGCCGAGAACAGCCUACCUGUGACUAUAAGAGACAGUUUGUGGUUUGCGUGUGA
Molecule: messenger RNA, 960 nt
Organism: Ixodes scapularis (black-legged tick)
Lineage: Eukaryota; Metazoa; Arthropoda; Arachnida; Ixodida; Ixodidae
Exons: 4
Coding region: 1-960 (319 amino acids)
Molecular function (GO): acyltransferase activity, transferring groups other than amino-acyl groups
Source: RefSeq, a predicted model, not a curated record